Molecule: messenger RNA, 420 nt
Organism: Anisakis simplex (herring worm)
Lineage: Eukaryota; Metazoa; Nematoda; Chromadorea; Rhabditida; Anisakidae
Source: the annotation of a GenBank genome assembly
CUGGCUUUAUUGGGAAAGAAAGGACUCGUUGGGUUGAUCGCCACAGAAGUGAUAUUGUUUGGUGGUGCAUUUUUGGGCUUUUGUCAUUUGAGAAGAAGCGAACAAUCGAGACAAUUUCUGUAUCGUUACACACCAUCGAUUAUUAAUCUUUACUAUCGGAUGUCUGGUCAGGCAGGUCCGUUUUCGAGAGUGACUACCGUCUCGCCACCUCUUAAAGGGUCUUUUCCGUUAGAUCACGAAGGCGAAUGCAAGUUGAGUAUGCUCAAUUAUAUGAUAUGUUUGCAUGAAAAUAAGAAUGUGAAUGAUAAAUGUCGUCAUUUGGCAAAAGCAUAUUUAAAGUGUCGAAUGGAUAACGAUCUGAUGACUAAAGAAGAUAUGGCAAAGUUGGGUUUCUCCGAUAAAGACAAAGACACUUCAUAA